Triplophysa dalaica is the source of this 2823-nucleotide messenger RNA. Its product is annotated as zinc finger protein 501-like. The transcript is spliced from 4 exons. Gene Ontology annotation, molecular function: DNA-binding transcription factor activity, RNA polymerase II-specific; RNA polymerase II cis-regulatory region sequence-specific DNA binding. The coding region runs from base 110 to 1312 and encodes 400 amino acids. Gene Ontology annotation, cellular component: nucleus. NCBI's taxonomy places the organism in Eukaryota, Metazoa, Chordata, Actinopteri, Cypriniformes, Nemacheilidae. Gene Ontology annotation, biological process: regulation of transcription by RNA polymerase II. The record is from RefSeq and is a predicted model, not a curated record.
AUCUGAGAGGACAUCUAUUUUAGUCGUGUCCGAAUUCAUAGUGGACAUUAGAUCACUGAGUGCACUUAUUCAAUCCCUAUGAUGCAUCAGAAUAACGAGUGUACUACCAAUGAAGGGAAUGAGGGUGUCCAUGAUGAUGGUGCAGGUGGAUGUGAUGUGCUGUAAAUCAGUAGGAACUGAUCUGUCUAUGCUGGAUAUUGAUGAUUUGAUGACAGAAAUCUGUCAGCUGAAGAAAGAGGUGAAGUUACUGGAGACAAAACUCAGAGAGAGAGACCAACUCAACAGAAAGGAUGUAUGUGGUGUUUCUCUCUGUGACUUCACUGAUCAAACAUCUCCAGAUCUUCUGCUUUCUGUCUGUAAUGAAGAGCAGAAGACAUCAGUGAAGCUGCUGGACUGUGAGAUGGAGCUGAAGACAGAAAUCACAGAAGAACAAACAGAUGAAGGUGAUGAGAUUUAUUCAGACCUGAUGAAGGUGAAGGAGGAAAGUUCAGAACUUAUUGUAUGUAACUUCAUGACUGGAGAAGAAUCUGUGCGGCACUUGAAGACUGAAAAGAAUUUGUCACGCAAAGCAACAGACAAAGAUUCUCACACCUGCCCUCACUGUGGAAAGAGAUUCAUUUGUAAAUAUGAACGCAAUAGGCACAUGAAAAUUCACACCGGAGAAAACGUUCCUACUUGUGAUCAGUGUGGAAAGAGCUUCACUCGUAAACACCAUCUUUAUGACCACAUGAGAAUUCACACUGGAGAAAAGUGUUUCACGUGUGAUCGAUGUGGUAAGAGCUUCAGUCGUAAGUUUACCCUUUCUGCACACAUGAGAGUUCAUACUGGAGAAAAAUCUUACAGAUGUGAUCAGUGUGGAAAGAGUUUUAUGUGGGCAACAUCUUGGAAAGAUCAUCUUCUCUGUCAUUCUGGAGUGAGAUCAUUUCAGUGUGAACAGUGCAGUAAAAUGUUCUUUUCUGCAAAUAAACUGAAGCAACACAUGAAGACUCAUACAGGUGUGAAGCCUCAUGUCUGUUCCAUCUGUGGAAAGGCCUUCAAACAACUCUCCAAACUUAAAAAUCAUAACAAGAAAACACACACAGGUGUGGGAUCUCUUAAAUGUUCUGUGUGUGUGGAAACCUUUUCGACAUCAAACCAAUUAAAACAGCACCACAAAUUACAUACUGCUCAGAAAUCUCAUCUGUGCUCCUCAUGUGGACAAGGUUUUCUAGAUUCAAGACGUCUUGAGAUUCACAUGAACAAGUGUUGCAAAGUUCAUCCACAUGAAACUGUUCCGACCACAAGAUCCCUGAGAUCUUCUGUAACUUUUUAGUGAAGCUUGUCUUGAUGGACAAGUAAAACAUUCAGAGAACAUCAAUGUGGUAAUUCUGCAAAACCCUUUUGUAGGUAUGUUACUUCAGCAAUAGUAGUAUUUUAUCAUUGUUGUGCUGGGAAACAGAGGACAAUGAACUGAGGUUUGUGCAGUUUUGGGAUCCAGUAACAUUUCUGUAUACUGGAUAUAAUUCAAUUUAUUUAUUUAGCGCUUUUCACAAUGUGCAUUGUUCCAAAGCAGCUUUAUAGGAUCACAUAAGAAUACCUGAACAAAACUGAAAGGUAAAACGCAGCACAGUGCAUGGUGUUUAUAGAACAAGCAAGAUCAUUCUAAUCAAUAAUAACUUAUAAAUAAAUGCAGUCUCGAGGCGAGGAACCCAAACUCCAAUGAUGAAUAAAUCGAGAAAAAAAACCUUGGGAGAAACCAGGCUUACCCGGUUGGGUCUGAUCUCCUCUGAUGUGUAAUAGCUGCACUCAGUGACCCGGACCAAUGCCACCGAGCAAACGUCCAUGAAGAAGAAGGAGAGCCCACCAGCUGCGACCCAGGAAGUCCCACCCGCUGAAACCAUGCAGGUCCAACUUGGUCCCACUCCGUGAUCUACAACAGAGGAACAACCAGGGAAAAUAGUAAUGGCAUAAUGUAACUUUAUUCCUCUGUUGUCUGACAUCGUCCACAAAACAAGACCCCACUUCCCACAAACACCCACCCAGCAACCUCUAAUCCAAGUCACUGAGCGCAGCUAUAACUUUGAACUGCUGUCAUGUGAUGUAAAUUUAGCAUUAAAUACCAAGUAUACCAAGUAUUGUAAAUUUAGCAUUUAUGUGAUAAGUAGUCCGUCUUUGCUCUUGGUUGGGGAUGGUAUUGUCUGAGAUGGGGCUGAGAUGGUCAGUCAGUGUGCAGGCUCUCUAAAUGAGGAUGGCACAAGAUGUUCAGAUGGAGCUGUGUAAUCUCAAUUUGCAUAUGGGCAUAUGACGUUCAUCUGGGCCUGGCUGUAUGGCUAUUCUGAGGAGGGGGCAGAAAGAGAAUAAUGAGCGUUGCUGCUGUUCAUUAACUAUGCAUUAAGUGAAAACUUGGGUGAAAAGAUGUCUCUUUAUUUUUCUUUAAUCUAGAUUUAAAUUGGGAGACUGUGUCUGACCCUCGAAUAGUAUCAGGAUUCAGUAAGGCUAUUCCAGAGUUAAUGUGCUACGUAUGAGAAAGUUCGACCCUCUUCGGUGGGUUAAGUCAUUCUAGUUGUUAUAAGGAGUUUAAUUUGAGGCAUAUAUGGCCAAAGGUGAAAAUACAUGUGUAUUACUUUGUAAAAAACUUGUGUUUUAUGCUGCACUUUUGAUUGUCUAAGACUCUUUCGUUCACUGGAGAAAAUUAAUGCGAUUAAAUAAAAGAAUGCUUGCAUCUGUUUUAAGUUUAUAUAAUGUUGUCCAUAUUUUAAUAAAAUGAACAGAAUUGUAAGAUUUUGUGUUUUCACAGCUUCUUAACUUGAGGUCUUUAAGGUCCUUUAUUUCUCAUCUAGAUCA